AUGAGGCUGAAUGAGAGCCGGACAAGAUCCUUCCAGGCUCCUGUCACCAUCCAUAAUUACCCGGGCAGGCAGGUGUACGUGUUUCCCAAUGGCCGGAGUGAUUCAGAAGAGUCAUCAGAGGAGGAGCUCAAUGUUAUGGAAUUGCGACCGAGGGGCAAGGAGCAGCAGCAAUGCAGCACUUCUCGGGACAGAGUUGGAGAUGUGGUACUUCUGGAACGAGAAGUUACAAAGGAUGAUAAUCUUAACAAGCUAGCCCUGCAGUAUGGUUGUAAAGUCGCUGAUAUCAAACGUGUCAACAACUUCAUCCGGGAGCAGGACUUGUACGCGCUGAAGUCCAUCAAGAUCCCGGUGAAGACCCACGGGCUGCUGACGGAGAACGGUGGAGAGCUAAGGCCGCUCCCGACGGCGCCCUCCCAGACUGGCCUGAUGCUUGUGGACUUACCAGAGUCGGAUGAUGAUGAUGAUAGCAGCUCUGCUGACAGCAGACACCUGAGCGACUACUUCAAGGGGAUUGACAGGAGCAUUCAGGACGCGGUGCAGGCGGAGGUCCAGCUAAACACAGAGUAUUGCGUGGAAGGACUGGAGAGGCCGCUGCCCGAGUCAGAGAAGCAGACCAGUAACGGUGCAGACUGUGGAAUCCAGUGGUGGAAUGCAGUUUUUAUUAUGCUCCUAAUAGGAAUUGUCCUGCCAGUAUUUUAUAUCAUCUAUUUUAAAACACAAGGCCUGGUGGCCCAUACCUCCAACGCAACAGUACCCUCAACUAUUUCAACAGAUGGAUUGGAAGGGAAAUUACCACAAAGCUCAGCUGUAGAAAAAAAAUCCUGAGAUGGAGAGGCAGCCAAAUACAGCCUUUCUUCUCCUGGCACUAAAGCCCAUACACCGGUGACUCUGACUCUAAGUGCAUUCCGGGGAAUAACAUGCAUUAAGCUAGGUGUGCCACAGCACGAGGAUGCUGGCAGCACCUCAUCUUUUCAUCCUGAAAUCAAGUGUUUAAGCUGUUCAUUAGGAUGCUUUGAGUCCACCAUUGGGAAGGGUGAGCCCAGACCUCUUCUGUUCGAUGAAAUCCGUUGGAGACUUCUCUUGAAAUCCCGUGUCUCUGCAGGCAGAGCUCAUUGCGGAAUCCGUGCAUUUGCCAGGAUAGGGCUUGUCCAGAGCCAGUCCUUCAGCAUAACCACAGACAGCCAAAGAGGAGGAGGAGGAGGAGAUGCAGAACAGUGGGCACGGCUGCAGAGCAGCGACGGGAGUGGGGCAGUGCUGUAUGGUGCAGCCACCACAGCACCAGUUCUUAAUUUGAACACAGCAACACGUACAGAUUCGUCUCAAGGAUGGCAACAAAGUCCAGCUUGUGCCGCCAAACGGCUUAUCAUCAUUAAACCGUGA
This is a messenger RNA of Pterocles gutturalis (yellow-throated sandgrouse), 1380 nucleotides long. Its product is annotated as lysM and putative peptidoglycan-binding domain-containing protein 4-like. NCBI's taxonomy places the organism in Eukaryota, Metazoa, Chordata, Aves, Pterocliformes, Pteroclidae. The transcript has 5 exons. The record is from RefSeq and is a predicted model, not a curated record.